This is a messenger RNA of Poecilia latipinna (sailfin molly), 1278 nucleotides long. Its product is annotated as homeobox protein Hox-A4-like. NCBI's taxonomy places the organism in Eukaryota, Metazoa, Chordata, Actinopteri, Cyprinodontiformes, Poeciliidae. The annotation marks the transcript as partial. The transcript has 3 exons. The record is from RefSeq and is a predicted model, not a curated record.
AAAUGUGGAAAAAAAGGUCAAAUCUGCUCCCUGGUGGUCACAGCAGGAACUGCACCUUCACACCAGCUGCCCGCUCUGUUUCAGUUUCCUGGCCAAUGGCAGAGCGAGGAGCGCAUCCAAUCCGGUCCAUGAUGAGGAGGCUCCGCCCACCGCCUCCACAGAGCUGAAGGCACACACACACCGACACACACAGAAGAAGAAGAAGAAGAAGAAGGGGCAUCAGGUUCCAGCGGAGGUGACCAGAGAGCACUGCCCACCUGUAGCUCCGCCCCCAGCAGAGUCCUCCCUGGGUCAGCGGCUUCCUUUCCCAGCAUUCCCUCUGAGGGCCCCCCCAGGACCUGCCCCGGCCCCGGGCCCCAUCCAGGCCGCCGCCCCUCCGGCCGAGUACCAUUCAGACUCUGCAGAGUCCCUGGAGGAAAUCCCCGUGGCGCUGGCCAAGCUGGGCUCCUCGUCCUCCGGAGACGUCGCCAGGGCAUCUCGCCAGCCGGACCGAGAGGCCCGCGGCCCCCUGCCGGACCGGCCCGAUCCAGCACUCCACAAGACCAGGAAGAAGAACCCGUCCUGUCGAGGGAACAGAACCACAGCCCAACUGAGGUUUGAGAUGGCGUCAGCGCAGCCGCCGUCCGUGUUCGUCAGCCGCGCCAGCGGAGAGACGGCCGAAGUCCUCAGCUGGACGCAGAGCGGGUCCAGAGCCGUUCUGGAGUCCUGACCAGGUCCAUUGGUUCUGGUCCAGCCUCCUGUACCGAGUUCUGACCUGAAACAGCAGCUGCUGUUGGACAGGGACUUUUAUUAUGAAGGGUUGUGUGUAUUUAUUGGUGGACAUGACUUUUAAUUUGAAAGCCAAAGUGACUUCCUGUGAGUUCCAACCACAUCAGAUCAGAUGCUGUUCAUCGGGUUUAGUCAAAGCAGGUCAAGGUGCUACACAUGAUCAAAUGUUAUUGUUGCUGUUUCCUUAGCAACCUUGUCUCCUGGUUUCCAUGGUAACGCAGACUCGAUCAAUAUAUUUGGUGAAUCAAUCCGAUGACUUCAGCUCAGUGUUUCACAGCCAUCUGUGUGGCGAUGCCCGGUGACUAAACUGUGAACUGCAGCUCAAAGAAAGCAGAACACUGAGGUUUCCAGGUCAAAGGUCGUUUUUACUCUGCUGUGCCUCUUUUCAUCCUCCUGCUUCUGACCUGAAGUCUGAAUCUGUCAAUGUGAACUGCUCCUUUAAAUCUGAGUAGCAAGGGGGCGGAGUUACCUGUGUGAUGUCACUGUUUGCAAUAAACUAUGACCCAAGUC